UCGGUCACGUAAACGAAAGUGUACGUUUUCCAGCUGCGUUUACGCUUCAAGCGGUCGUGCACAGGCGGGCUCGGCGCUUCGGUUUUGCAGCUAGUCCUCCUCACCAGCUUAGAUCGGGAGCGGCGGCGAUGAUGCUGAGGGCGCGGCGAGCGGCGGUGCCGCUACUCCGCCUCGCCGACUCAGGCGCCGCUGGCGAGAGGAUUUGCGGCGGCGCGCAGCCCGCGCGCGCGGUGUUUGCCCGCGGGUUCCUGGAUUUCUUCAAGACGUGGAGCAAGGAGACCGCCGAGGAUGCGGAGAAGAAGGCAAAGGCGAAGGCCAGGCUUACUGACGAGAUGAGCAGGGGGUACUUCCAGGACAUCUCCGAGAUCCGUAAGAACGCCGGCAAGAUUGCGGUGGCGAGUAAGAUCAUUAUCCCAGAGGUCGCUGCCGUGAAGUUCCCUAAUCUUGCUUUGGAGUCCCCUGCUGGUAGAGCAUUGCAACUGCCGCUUGUUGCGUCUCCUCCGCUAGACGGCAGUCAUGGGGCUGGUGGUACAGUGCCGGUGGUUCCUGAUGCGGCACUGGUGUGCCUUUCGUUUCGUGCAAGCUCGCAGAAAAUGGCAGAGUCAUGGAGUCUACCUUUUCUUGAUGCAUUUGGUGCUACUGGGAAAGUUGAAGCGUAUGAGGUCUCAUUUAUAGAUGCAUGGCUGUUAUCAUCAAGUCCCGUGAGGCGAGCAUUCCUGAAGAUGAUGAGGAAAUCGGACAAUCCACAAAGACAUGCCGUCUAUGCCUUUGGAGACCACUAUGACUUUAGGAAGGAGCUUCAAAUUGUAAACCUUCUUACGGGGUACAUAUACCUGGUUGAUCGCCUGGGUAGGAUAAGAUGGCAGGGCUUUGGAGCUGCGACGCAGGAAGAGUUGUCAUCGCUAACAGCGUGUGCCUCCAUCUUGUUAGAUGAGAAGUGAAUUUAAAAGCCUUCUUAAACAUUGGCCAUUUUAGGCUGGAGAAAUUUUGUUUUGUCGUGGUUUCUAGGCUGUUUC
Messenger RNA from Triticum dicoccoides, 1016 nucleotides. RefSeq lists its product as uncharacterized. Gene Ontology annotation, cellular component: mitochondrial inner membrane. Bases 129 to 941 code for a protein of 270 amino acids. Gene Ontology annotation, biological process: mitochondrial proton-transporting ATP synthase complex assembly. The transcript has 7 exons. Lineage: Eukaryota; Viridiplantae; Streptophyta; Magnoliopsida; Poales; Poaceae. The record is from RefSeq and is a predicted model, not a curated record.